This is a messenger RNA of Dunckerocampus dactyliophorus (ringed pipefish), 5118 nucleotides long. It is a transcript of the gene cdk10, whose product is annotated as cyclin-dependent kinase 10. Gene Ontology annotation, biological process: regulation of mitotic cell cycle; protein phosphorylation. Gene Ontology annotation, molecular function: cyclin-dependent protein serine/threonine kinase activity; ATP binding. The record is from RefSeq and is a predicted model, not a curated record. The coding region runs from base 1708 to 2958 and encodes 416 amino acids. The transcript has 20 exons. Gene Ontology annotation, cellular component: nucleus. NCBI's taxonomy places the organism in Eukaryota, Metazoa, Chordata, Actinopteri, Syngnathiformes, Syngnathidae.
AUGCACAGUGCACAGGAUUAGUGUUAGCAAGACGGGCAGCGAGUGGCAGGCAGAGCAUCCAUGAGCCAAGGAAUGCAACUGUGACAUAUGGUACAAUUUGGGAUGUAGACAUGUUUGAUGCCUGAAGCCCAAUGGGGUCUGGAGCGAGCCAGAAAGAAGAUUCAGACACGGCCCCUUCCUCACAGGCCCAAACCGAGUCCUCAGAUUCAAGCGACUGGCCCUCACGCCCACCUACCAUCCUUAUCACCGCACCGUCACGUGACGACAUCUACGCCUCGCCAUCCAACUUAACCAUAGCUGAUGCUGUCAAAGAUCGGAGGCCUCCGUCACAACCAUUUGUUGUUGGCAAAAAAUUUAUGCAAGAAAAAUGAAGAGAAAUCUCCUUCCCCCGAUGCUGCAAAAUAAGCCACAUUGGAGCCAAAGAACGAUGCAAAGGUGAGAGACGCUAUUGAGUUCAAGAAAUAACUCCUAGGGCUUGGGCUACCUUGCUGGAUUUCUCUAAUUUGGGUUCCAGGUCCAUUACUACAAAAGACGUAUGCUGGACCACUCCUCUUCAAAGAUGGCCACGGCGUGUUGAGGAAGAAAUAGUUUGGGGGGAGGAGCUCCGAGAAAGCGCUGUUGUCACCGGGGCAAAGCCACGUUUCUGUCAGGAAAAGCAAAUCAAGUUUAUCAGAGUGGAGAAAAUCAAGCCAAAGCAAGCAAGCCAAACACAGCGGCGCCAUCUUGCCAUCCCUAUGAGGAAUCACUCUCAUUCCUCCGUGGUGCAUGUGGGCAAUUUAUAAGCUCUCUUUUCCUUCUUCCAAAAUAAUUUUACAUUUUCUUCGCCACUGAAAGAAUAAACACGAAAUCACUUGCUGGGAAGAUAUUUGGAUGGAUGAUUUUUCCCUUUCGAAACAACCUCGAGAUGAACCCAUCAUUGCACUCUGCUUAUAGCUGUUUAAAUUGGAAUAUCACUGCUUUACUUUAACAACUUUAUUAAUAACAAACAAGUUUUGACAGCCUUUUUGUCGUCAGAUUUGUUUAUACGUUGAAUAUAUUGUUCAACAUCUUGGAGGAAAAAAAUGAAAUUAGUUUUUUUACCGCUAUAUUUGCAUUUGUGGAUGAAAAAUGUAGCCAAACUAAUCAAUAGUUAAUAAGAAAAAAAAGCCUUUUCUUCUUUCUUAGAGGAUUUUCCCACGACAAAACAAAGUCCUUGAAGAUGUGAUCACGGCUUUUUGGAGUGUGGACAAUGCCAGAAAAGAUGUAAGACAGUCACUGGCAGGUCCCCACAAAGAGAUAUCAAUAUCAGUAUCAUUCUUAAAUGUGGUCAUAUAGUGAUUAGCGGGAUAAUAUUUGUGAAUAAUUCUGAAAGAUACUUUCCUCACCUUGUUAGUGAUGAGGUACUUGUGAGGAAUCAUCCAUGCCUUAUUCCAAACAAUGUCAUAAACAAUUCCAGUAAGAAAUUACAUGUGAGGUACAGACAACAUCUUUCUGAAAUAAGGCUAUGAUUUUUAGGAGAAGGUGAAAAACACAUCCUUCCCAUAGGUGAGUCAGUUGGGUCACGCAGAGAGACCGACGGGAGUGGAAGGUCAGGAAGAUUUCUAAACAGCAUUAAAGGACCUGUGGCAGGAUGGACUUGGUCAUCCAACCUAAUAGUGCUGCCGCUGUGAUCGUGAGCCAAUCGCCACUAGACAGCACUGCUGAAGUACGCCCCCUUCUGGUCGCCUCAUGCAAGCGGGUUCCUCAGGAAAUUUGGGUCCGUCGAUUAGCAUGGACAUCACAGGAGAGGAAGAACCGGAGCCAAUAAAGCUCAAAUCCAUCAAGAACAAAGUAUUUACAGUGCCUAAAAAUGACCGGUUUGGGAGCUGCCGAAGUGUCCGAGAGUUUGAAAAACUCAACCGAAUAGGGGAGGGAACGUACGGCAUCGUGUACCGCGCCCGUGACACCAAGUCUGAUGAAAUUGUAGCUCUGAAGAAGGUUCGCAUGGAUAAAGAGAAAGAUGGAAUCCCCAUCAGCAGCCUCAGGGAGAUCACCUUCUUGCUGCGACUCAGACAUCCCAACAUCGUGGAGCUGAAGGAGGUGGUUGUGGGAAGCCAUCUGGAGAGUUUGUUCCUGGUGAUGAGUUACUGUGAACAGGACCUGGCCAGCCUGCUGGAGAACAUGCAGACACCUUUCACCGAGGCUCAGGUGAAAUGUAUCAUCUUGCAGUUGUUGAGAGGUUUGGGGUAUCUCCAUCACAAUUUCAUCAUUCACAGUGAUUACGAUCCGAGAUCACCGGCAGCAAAUGGCGAAAAUCGGGUCGCGGGUAUGCUGGAGCCUGUCCCAGCUGACUUUGGGCGAGAGGCGGGGUACACCCUGGACUGGUGGCUAGCCAACGGCAGCCUGGACCUGAAGGUGUCCAAUCUGCUGAUGACAGACAAAGGCUGCGUGAAGAUCGCUGAUUUUGGACUGGCUCGUAUGUACGGUAUCCCCCAGCAGCCUAUGACGCCCCGAGUUGUCACACUGUGGUACAGAGCUCCAGAACUUCUCCUUGGAAGUAAGACUCAGACGACGGCGCUGGACAUGUGGGCUGUGGGUUGCAUCCUGGCAGAGCUGCUGGCCCACAAACCUCUACUGCCUGGAACAUCUGAGAUCCAGCAAGUGGACCUCAUCGUGCAGCUACUGGGGACGCCAAACAAGAACAUUUGGCCAGGUUUUUCUGCGCUGCCUCUCAUUGGUCAGUACAGUCUAAGGAAGCAGCCGUACAACAACCUGAAGAAUAAGUUCACCUGGCUGUCUGAAGCUGGACACAGGCUGCUCAACCUGCUCUUCAUGUACAACCCACAGCGCAGAGCAACUGCCAACGAUUGUUUAGAGAGUUCCUACUUCAAGGAGAAACCUUUACCCUGUGAGCCCGAGCUGAUGCCAACCUUCCCUCACCAUCGCAACAAACGUGCUGCCUAUCAGCCAGAGGGACAAUCCAAAUGCAGCAAGGUCUGACCCAUCCGUGACUCAGCAAAACCCAGACUCCAUGAGCUUCAUCCCAGCACAAAUCCAUGACUCGACACAAGGGUAGCAUUUGUCUGUUGUAUUUGAGCCUAUCCACAUGCUCCUCUGUCCUGAUAGUCCAGAGUGAAACCAUGCUUACUUUUCAUAAGACUCUCAGUAAACAUUUAAGUCAUACCACAAAAUAAGAGAAUAUUUCAACAUUCUGUACAAUACUUCCUGUUAUGUUCAGUCAAGGUGAAUAUAGUUGACAAAUAAAGCUACACUACUCAAGUAAUAUGUGUUGUACCUGCAGGGAUUCCCAGUGUGUCAGUGUGGGGAAAAAAACAUAUGUAAGUUGCUCCGGAGUAUAAAUAGCAGGACCAGCUAAACCAUGAAAAAAAAGUGUGACUUAUAGUCUGGAAAAUACGGUACUCCCUCCGCAAGAAGACAUCUUGCAUUUAAUCAAAUAUGGCAAAGCAAAAAAAAAAAAAAAUUGGAACUGAAAGUUGGAUGUUUAAAACGAGCUAGACACCAAAGUAUGGCUUCCGGCAACAGAAGCCCAGGAAGGAGGAGGAGUCAGAUGGGCUGUCAUGGAAAACCAAACCCCUGCAUGGCAUGUACCACCCACAAAUUGAAGACAUGGCUGACAUCAGGAAAACAUAGCAGUGGCACUAAUCAUGGCAGCACAAGAACACAAGCUCAAUUGACGCUGGGCUCUACCACACCAGCCAGGACUACAGGUGCAGGCGGUGCAAAGUGCAGCACACCACAGCAGUACGGAAAAUGCUGGCAGGGAGCAGCACAACCAGGUAGCAGGAAUAGCGCACCGGAACAUGAACUGGAGUUCUCACAAUCAAGAUGGUAGACAACAUCAAAGGCAGUCAAGAAUGAUCAGGCCAAGAUCCUGUGGGGCUUCCAGAUCCAGACUGACAAACUGGUGAUGGCCAAGCAGCCUCAGAUAGAUCGUGCUGGUGGAUAACCAACAGAAGACAAUCAUAGCAACUUAUGAGGCACACAACUUGCUCAAAAUAUUAGGUGAAAAACUAACGGUCAUAGUGUGAUUGAUGACUUGUAAACAUGUGUGGUGGUGGUCCUCUUUUUUUUUUUUUUUUUUUUAUCCGGAGAGAUCAUUCUGAAACUCCUGCUGUUUUCCUACAGCUGGCUCUAGGGGGCAUAGGAGUGAUGGCGUCCUGGGGGUCCGUUAGGUAUACACAUAUGUAGUGAACAUUUUAUGUGCCAUUUGGGAAUCAUGCAUUUGUUUCCCUAGCAAUAAAUUGUGACCCCCGGGGGUCCCGUUAGGUAUAAACGUGUGGAAUGUAAGUGAUACUGUCAAGGUGGAGGUGAUAUAGAGUAGUUUGACCAACAGCAAUGUGUGUGACACAUGGAAAAGGAGACUGCUGGUCCCUCUGGUGUUUUAAGAAAUGCAUGAGUAGGCACUUGUUGACACUUGUCCUGGAAAGUUGGGACAAGCCACAGGUAGCAUGAUUGCUCAACAAACAGCGUCAUGAGAGUUUUGGCACAUAAACAGCAAAUGUAUGACGUGUCUGUAUGAGCGUUUUACAAUUACAGUGGAAGCUCUGAAGAUCAACACUCCAAAAGUGUACCUCACACAUGUUUCAUUACCAUGAUUCGUUUUCUAUGAGCAGCCAGCCAUGUUCCAUAUAUAUACGUGUACAGUAUGUAUAUUUAUAUGUGUGUAUAUAUGUAGCCUGAGGAAAAGGAAAUUUUAAAAAGUAUCAGAAGUUUAAAUAUUAAGAGAAGAAAAUAUACAAGUUGAACUAUUUGAAAAAAAAUCAACAGCAGAAAUUUUACUGAGUAAAGCCAAAAAUAUUAAGCGAAAGAAAAAAUAGUUUUCUAAUGAGAAAAAAGUUGCAAUUUUAUGAGAAUAAACUUGUAACAUGAGGAAAAAUAUCAUUUUAGUAACAACUUUGAAAUAAAGAAAAAAUUACAUUGUUUUAAAAGAUGAAAAAUAUUAUGGGAAUAAAGUUAUAAUUAGACUGCUGUGGAGCCACAUGGUUCUUUACCGUGUCUGCUCAAUUAAGUUGUUUGUUUUUUUUUGGCGCAACGAACUAUUUGUCUACAUUGUGACACUUUGGAAUAAAACAUUUAGUUUAUGCAACUAACUGGACUUUGUGUGGAUUACACCAUGAUUGGACACGAGUAAGCCAGGAC